CUCUCAUACGUGCUGGCCCCCGAUACUUUAAAAUUCCAUCCUCGGCUCUUGGAAACCUGCAUCUCUACAGCUGGACCCCUGACUCGUCCUGGUCCUGCCAUUAGCAGACUCUGAGCCAUGGUCUUCAGCAAACAAGAGGCCAUCAGCUUCUCUGUGACUACACUGGGUUGGGUGGGUGCCAUUGUGAGCUGUGUGCUGCCCGUUUGGAGGGUGACAUUUCCAGAUGAUGAGACAGAUCCAGGUGCCAUCAUUUGGGAGGGUCUGUGGCACAUAUGCCAGGUUCGGGAAAACAGGUGGAUACAGUGUACACUGUAUGACACCCGGCUACUGGUAGCACAGGACAUAAAAGUGUCUCGAGUCUUUAUGGUCAUCUGCACCAUUGGAACCUGGCUGGGAUUGCUGCUCUGCGUGCUUGGGGAUUGGCGCAUCAAUUGUUUCAUGAAUUUUACUAUUGAAGAGAACCUCUUGAAGGUAGCCGGUGGGAUGUUUCUUAGUGUUGGCCUUCUGAUGCUGGUACCCCUGUCUUGGGUAACACACAACAUCAUNCAUGGCUUCUUUAACCCAUUGAUGGGCUUCUCGAAGAAAGUACAGAUGGGCACUUCACUCUACCUGGCCUGGACCAGCUUCCUGCUGCUGUUGCUGGGAGGUAUCCUGCUCUGUGUCAACAUCCCAGUGUGCAGAGACUUUCCCAGUUGCAUUGAGAUCCCUGGUGUCAGACCUUCAGAAGCCAACAGCAAUACCCCAGAUGUUUGAUGGCCAGCACACUCACGCCUGGAGUGGAAAACUUCCUCAAGAGGCCUCUCUCCAGGUUCUAGAAUCAUUGAACUGGAAGGAGGAAAGACAGGUCA
Mus caroli (Ryukyu mouse) is the source of this 848-nucleotide messenger RNA. RefSeq names its product claudin-13. The record is from RefSeq and is a predicted model, not a curated record. Gene Ontology annotation, molecular function: structural molecule activity. NCBI's taxonomy places the organism in Eukaryota, Metazoa, Chordata, Mammalia, Rodentia, Muridae. Gene Ontology annotation, cellular component: membrane; bicellular tight junction.